Molecule: messenger RNA, 399 nt
Organism: Pollicipes pollicipes
Lineage: Eukaryota; Metazoa; Arthropoda; Thecostraca; Pollicipedomorpha; Pollicipedidae
Product: cuticle protein 19.8-like
Exons: 2
Coding region: 1-399 (132 amino acids)
Cellular component (GO): extracellular matrix
Source: RefSeq, a predicted model, not a curated record
AUGCAGCCCCAGUACAACGAGGAGGCCAAGCCUUUCGCUUACGACUACGCCGUCAACGACCACUACUCCGGUGCCAACUUCGCCAAGAAGGAGCAGAGCGAUGGCCACAACACCCAGGGAUAUUACUCGGUGGCUCUGCCCGACGGCCGUGUCCAGCACGUCAAGUACGUCGCCGACAACUACGGCGGCUACAACGCUGAGGUCACUUACGAGGGAGAGGCCCAGUACCCCGAGUACCACCCCGCCCCUGCUUACAAGGCUGCUGCCCCGGCAUACAAGCCUGUCCACAAGCCUGCUUACGGCCAUCCCACCUCGGCAUACAAGCCUGCUGCGUACGAUUCUUCCCCCGUCUACAAGGCUGCUGCCACAGCACACAGGCCUGCAACGUACUCGGCAUGA